UGUCGAAAGCUUAGCAGUUCUCUUUUUGCAUUGAGAAGAGUCAAGUCUACUAGCACUCAAGACGCUGUACUGGUGGCUUAUCACGCCCUAUUUGAAAGUCAUCUGAGAUAUGGAGUUGCUGUUUGGGGGUCUGCUGCCCACACUCAUCUGGAGCGAGUAUUGAUAAUACAGAAGAAAGCUAUGAAGAUCAUGUUUGGUGUGGGAUGGCGUGAUAGCUGUAGAGAAGUAUUCAGAGCACAUAAUCUGUUAACGGUUAUUAGUCUCUACAUAGUCGAAUCCAUUGUUCUGGCCUCUACCAAAGCUUUGAAACGCAAUGAGCAAGUCCACCAAUAUGAAACCAGAAAUGGGUUAAACUAUAACCUUCCUGCUCAUCGCCUGACUCUGUAUGAACGUAAGCCAUCAUACGCCGGGGCGGGAUUUUUCAACAAUCUUCCUCGAGAACUGAAGGAUGACAACCCAAUGACUCUGAAGAAGAAACUAGUUAGCUGGUUCUCGAAGAUGCCGUUUUAUAGUGCCAAAGAGUACAUGGACUGGCAAAAUUUUAACCUAAACUGAAGACUUUGUAAUUUAAUUGUAUUGACACCAUUCCGAUCUCCAAGACUGUGAAUAAAGAUUUCUGUAUUCUGAAGAUAGUUCUUGCAGUCAGAUGAAUAAAUCCUCUAAUACACUAAAAAAUGAACUCAAUUUGCAACCAGGGUGAUGCAGCCAAGGAAAACAUAUCGUUUGUUAAAGAGAUACAGAUGAUGAUGUUCGGAUUGGGAGAUAGUGCAAACCCACUGCUCACCACUGCAACAGUUGUUGAGAAGAUAGUUUUGCAGCAGAUAAUAAUGAUUGUUGGCCAAGCAGAAGAUAUUGCAGAGACACGUGGUGUUGAUGGAAUCUACCCACAGGACAUAUUAUUUCUUAUGCGCAAAGAUAUUCACAAACUACAGCGAAUAGUUAAUUAUAUUUGUUUCAAGGAUAUAAAACGAGUAGUGAUGAAUUCGAUGAAUGAUGGUGACAUGCCGGGGCUGGAGGAGCUGUCAGCCAGUACGGUGGACAGCCGAUGGGAGUCGAAGCGUCGUAUCACGUGUGUGCAUUUCCUGGAGAGUCUGGGAAUUGAUUUAGAACGAGAGACCGCAGUUGACACCAUAAAACAAGAUCGUCUGCUUAGGCAUGAUUUGCGUGCUCAGGCCAUGACACCCAAGAUGUAUGAAGACUUCAACUACUCGCGGCGUACCACAUUUGUAAGUGCACGUUUUCACAACAACCGGUUCCUGGAUUGGAUAAGGCAGCAAUGUCCAGACUGUCCGGUUAACAAGCUGCGUUCCUUCACAGGUGAGAUGCUCGGAUACCUAGCGAAGGAGACUGUGGCACAUGUUGUGGAUCUUGCACUGCUUCUGCGGCAGGACUCAAUGGUCAACCCUACAGACCCAUUUAGUCGUGCACAGCAUACCACGCUACCUUUCGAGACCUUUGGAUCCUCCCACAGACAGUUGGAAGGUCCUCCACCUAUCACUCCAGAUGAGGUAAGGGAAGUAGUGAGAAGAUAUUACUCUACUCAGCUGUGCCCGUGGGGAGCAUUCACUGUCAACCUGGAUCCAACCGUAUUCAACAAAAUAUUAGCUUGUUAAUAAAGCAUCAAUUAUUUUAAAGUAAAA
This is a messenger RNA of Homalodisca vitripennis (glassy-winged sharpshooter), 1640 nucleotides long. RefSeq names its product transcription initiation protein SPT3 homolog (gene Spt3). NCBI's taxonomy places the organism in Eukaryota, Metazoa, Arthropoda, Insecta, Hemiptera, Cicadellidae. Gene Ontology annotation, molecular function: protein heterodimerization activity; transcription coactivator activity. The transcript has 7 exons. Gene Ontology annotation, biological process: transcription by RNA polymerase II. The coding region runs from base 675 to 1613 and encodes 312 amino acids. The record is from RefSeq and is a predicted model, not a curated record.